GUUUCGACAUUAUUUUCAACAAUGCGUAUCGCUGGGUUUGAACAUGUACAUUUUGUUAAAUACCAAAUAAUAAUAAUAAUGUUUUGAAGUCGUAUAAGUGUUUGUUUAGAAACGUUGCUGACUUUUUAGCGGAGGGAUCUAUACGUCGCCGCUGCCUCCUGCGUGGAGCGUAAUUUGAAUCUCUCUGCUUCUCUCUUUCAAACGUUUGUGUUUUAUAGGAACAUGUAUUAAGAUGUCAGUGCUUUAUACGUUACAAUAGUCCAUACAUGUGUUUUUAUAUUUAUUUAAACAGAAAACACCACUUUUAUUGAUUUUAAAUCUACGAGGUAAGUGAUGGCUACCGCGGAGAUGAACACCGAGGGAGUUCAGACAGAGAAAACGCUGCCCCCCUUGGAAGAGGACUCCCCUCCAGUUGUAAAUGACACCUCAGCCUCACUGAAUUUCUCAGAGCUCACACCUCUGCAGUUUGGCAUCUCUGAGCAAAGUUUUACUCCAGCAUCAUUCUCAAAAAGCAAAGAUAAAUCUCGUCUAGCACAGAUAAAGUCAAGGCGGAGGUCUGGCGUUGGUGUCCGUGGCUCCCCAGAGACAAACUCCCUCAUCCUCUUCAUGGCACGACAGAGGAUGAAGACUCCACCAACCUUCCAAACUCCAGAGCUUGUCAGAAGUAGCCCCUUCCUUCCCCGGGUCGCCUCCACGCUGAGGCAGAAGAUGGCCUCCUUCCAGAGCCUGAUGGAUGUGGAAGAAAGUGAGGUCUGUGAUCCGAUGCCAAGGCAGGACAGCAACACUGGAGGAUGCAUCAAGACAAGAGAUUAUCUGUCUGAUAGGAACAGCCACGAUGGAGGAAAGGAGAACAACCCACCAAUGAUGACGGCCAUACCCAGCAAGAAGAGGCGCCUGGGCCCCAUUGAAGGCUGUGAGGUGGAGAUUAGAGAGGCCAGCACUCCUAUCCUCCACUUAAGUUUGAAGAAGCAGGAGGAAGAAGAACCAGUGAUGCAGGUUGUGACACAAGGACCGUUGUCAUCCACUGAGACUGUGGAACAGGCCCAAGCUGUGCUUAUAUCCCCAACCUUUCACAUUGACCUUGAGCUCCAAACCUGUUCUUCUGCUAAGAACCAGCAGGACGAUGUCUUUGAACUCCAAAGCCCCCGUCGACCACCACCUGAUGAUUCUGCAGCCACUUCACCAGCCCGGCCUGCCCCCCUCCUUCACAUCCCCUCUCUUCCUUCUCUGUUGGAGAUGAAUCCCACAGGAGAGGAUGACUCCACCGGGACAUCCACGGUAAAGAAGAAGAAAAAGAGGGUGUGCUUUGGAGGUCCGCUAUCUCCUGAGUUCUUUGAUAAGAACCUGCCUCCAAGCACACCGUUGCAGAAGGGGAGUGCGCCAGCCCGGGCACCCACACCAGGUGGGAUGUUACAGCCGCGCUCAGUGCUGAAGACGCCACAGAGGAGUGAAUCCCAAACAACACAAGCACAGCCAGAUCUCAGCAGCCCCACUGUGCUUGGUGCCUCGCCUACACUUUCAAUGCCUCGGCACUGCAGAAUGCUGUCUGUGGGAGAGGACAAUGAAGAGAAGGAUGGAGAAAGAUUGAUUGUUUUCCCUUUAAUGGAGGAGAUUGACUCUGCAGGGACGGGAAAUACAGAAUGUACUUGGGAAGCUCAGCCGUUGAAUUUAAAUGCUGCUUUCCACGAGGAGUCUCUUUCUCAGAUUCUGACAGAGUCUGAGACCCAUCCCAGCACAACCUCCCAGAUGGAUGCCCUGGAUGAGCCCUUGCCAGAGAAGGAGAAGCAACAUGAAGCCGGUGUGGAAGCUGCAGCUCCAGCCCAAUCUAGAAACCGAAGGAAAAAGCGGCCAAGACCAGAACAUACACCGAGCAGUGAGGCUAAAGCUCGCUCCAUCAGUCGAAAGAGAAAGCAGCCGGAGGAGAGCGAACCUGUGAAGAGGUCGACGCGCUCUGCUGCCAAGACGGCCUCUGGGAAGAUGAAGAGGAACACCGCAGCAAUGCGGCGAUGGAACAGGGAAGUGGACCGCUCCCUGUACGGCUCUCGAGCAUACGCCUCCAAGAACCCCACCCUGAGUCCCAUCACUGAGAGGUGGACCCUCAUCGGUGGGUCUCAAGCUGCUCAGCAAAUUCCCUGUACGAGCUGCACGGCCCCAAAUCAUGAGACCCCCUUAAACCCUGAGAUGGCUAACGACAUUCUAGCAACAGGUGACCUCACUGUGACAAACGCUUUGGAAAAUUCCUCAGAAGAUUCCAUCACAUCUCCAAACUUCUGUAAAGAAAUGACCACAGAGGAGGGCAGGAGGCAGUCGGGGCCGAGGGUCAGAGGGAGAGGACUGAAGAAGAGGAAGGUCAGUGUCGCUAAUGAUACUCUGCUCAGCGAGGAGACUCUGGAUCACACUGGAGGUGACGACCAAACUACCACACACCUUGAGGCAUCAAGCGAAACCCCUCUGAACUGCACGCUACCUCAGCAAGAAGAAGUGAACACUGAACAGAAUGCCCAGAUGUUUGCAGAGACAGAUACACUUUGCACAGACUCUGAUGGAAAAUUAGAAUGCCAUGGCAGUCCAGAUGCACCCACCUCAGACUGCCCACCUUCAGGUGGAGAAUCCAACAACACUUUGAGUCAGUCAGCAGAGGGAAAAGCCAUGAAGGUCCGGGAGAGCUCUGUAAACGUCUCGGAGCUGCAGGAGAACGAGACGGGACGGGGAGACCAAGCUGCUAUCGAGCAGGACAACGUCAGGUCAAGCUCUGAGACCCAGGGAGAGGUGGGCGUGGCCGAUUUACACCUCGCCUCCUGGCAGGGUGACUUUAAUUUUGAAGAUGUGUUUAAACCGGUUGCCACUAGAAACCAGGUGCGCUCAGUACGCCGCAGCCUGAGGAACCAGAGAAACACAGAGCACAGCAGCAACAGUGCCGGUCUUGCCUGGUUGGCUUGGACCUCCCCUGACUUCGAUAAAGGCUCCCGCAGGAGGACCCGGGGCCGACGGCUCAGUGCUGCUCCACCCUUCCAACUGUCACUCCCUGAAGAGACACAAGACAACGCUUCGUGAGACGCUUUAAAUCCGCUACAUGGACUAAGAUUAAAGGGGGAUAACUAAUGCAUUCAUCGCACCUUCAUACAUACCUAUCCUGUUUGUUUCAGAUUAGAUGGAAGGAUUUUCUAAAGCGCAAGCUGAUUGUUUUAUAUUAGCUAAAACAUUAACGCCUCUGGUUCCUGUGAAUUAUUAGAGCUGACCAGUAAUUUGUAGCCAGUUUCCCCUCCGCUUACCAAGCCAGUCAAUACCCAAUCAUCUCUGCUGACCACCUCCCAAUCAAUAUCCAAGCACUCAGCUGGUAAUCAUAGUGCAUGUUCAGACUCCUGCUACAAAGUCAUUGGAUUGAGCAUCUCCAAGUCAAUAUCUCCUCUUUGUGGAUAGAUGCAGACGGCUAUACUGCAUUCUCCAUCUGCUGUGCAAGGUUGGGCAGGAGGAAGGGAUAAUAAUAAUAAUAAAGUAAGUGGGGAUUGUGCCUUACACAAAAAUCAAAUGAAUAGGCUCAAACACUUCUGUUUAUUUGUGGUUGCUGGAGUGGUUUCUUUUAUUCCAUCCCCCCCCAGUUAUCUAAACCGUUUACGUACAGGUAAAUGUCCAGAAGAGGUCCCCAUCCCAUUGCAUUAUCUGAUAUUUUAAUGGAUAGUUUUAAUAUGUGAAUAGGGUGGAAACAAGACAUAAAUAAGUUUGUGUUCUCAGUGACUUUCCUGGAACGUCAAAAUGUACCUUGCUAUGUUCUUAUGCUGAUUAAAUGCCUUGGUUGCAAGUAAAGACA
Messenger RNA from Cyclopterus lumpus (lumpfish), 3808 nucleotides. RefSeq names its product cell division cycle associated 2 (gene cdca2). The transcript is spliced from 15 exons. Gene Ontology annotation, biological process: regulation of mitotic nuclear division; regulation of chromosome segregation. The coding region runs from base 334 to 3054 and encodes 906 amino acids. The record is from RefSeq and is a predicted model, not a curated record. Gene Ontology annotation, cellular component: nucleus; chromosome. Lineage: Eukaryota; Metazoa; Chordata; Actinopteri; Perciformes; Cyclopteridae.